GCUUGCUUUACAAAAGACAAAGUGGAAACAAGAAGCCAUUUCGUGUGUACAAGGUGCAACUUAAGCUCUAUCUAACAAGUGCUGGGAGGGAUACUGAUUUAAAAAAAAGAAAAGAUGUCUCAAAGUGGCCUUCAUCUGAUUACUUUUGCUUUUGUGACUGUGUUGUACGUCUGCAUGGUCACAAGUGUUUCAGGCUCCACUGCAGAAAACAAUGGGACCAACCCGGAUUUUACUCCCUCUGAUCAUUUAUCAAACAAAACGGUGGAAGAAUCUGGCUUGAAUCAUGUGAAUGAUACUGAGACAGUAAACACAACCAUACAGCUGCAUGAGGGCACUCUGAACACCUCCACUAGCCCAGACACACCACUUUCUUCCAGUAACAACAGCACACAUGGAGAUGAUCUCAAAGACGAUACCAUCUUUGGAAAAAGCACGGACUCUAUCACCACGAAAUCUAUCACCACGAAAUCUAUCACCACAAAAUCUAUCACCAUGACAUCUCCCAAUGGAGGAGAUGACAGAAGUGGUAAAGCUGCAGGGAUCUUCUUUCUCAUCUUCAUCCUCAUUAUCAUUAUCGUCCUUGCUGUCAUUUUGUACAUUCUUUGGAAGAAAGGAAAGAGAUACUCCUUUGACCUGACGAAUGGCGAGCAUGACACUCCCCUCCGGAGUAUAGAGCCCAUAGGAACCUUUGAACAAACCAAAGGAUCUUCUACGAAUCUGGAUUACAUUCAGGAAGACAGUCCGAACAAAAAUAGUCCUGUAGCCAAUGGAUGUUCUGGAGAGAUGCCUGAGCAGACACCGUACUCUGAGCAGCAGAAUGUUGCAGAAGAGAACAGCUUCACGUCUGAUUUGAGUCUGAAUUCUCCAGUGAAGAAGGUAGAGUUUAAUCUGGAGUUGGAGCUGAUUGGUGGAGAAUCUGAACUAACGAAACAAGCCACAAAUGAAACUACAGACAAUGACAACGAAAACAACAACAAUGACACAAACACUGGGAAUGAUUCUGCGGACCUCUUUACUGAAAUUAGCUUGGAUGACACACAGUAAAACCCAGACACUCUUUGCAGACCAGGGAAUUUACACUGCAAAAGCCUGUCCCUUAUUCCCAAUAGAUAUUGUUUCAAUUUUUGUUAUAAAUUCUUAUGAAUGACAAGUAUAAUAAGUGAGAAAUGCUUUUCUGUACUCUAUUACAAUAAUUAUAAAUACUCACUUACAAUGGCCCCUGGUUGCUUGGGGACAUAAGCAACUGCUUCAGCUGCAUUCAGCCUAGCAGGUGAAAAGUCGCUCAUGUUGCUUGUAGUUUGUCUGUUGUGGGCAUGGAGCAAGCGCUAUUGUUGUUGCUUGUGGGCAAUUACCAUCCAUACCAGCAAUUUUAGUUCCUAUGAGAAAUGCUACAAUGCAUGAUUUACCACUCUGGAAUGUAUUUAAAGUACCACAUUUCAUUUAAAAUUAUAUAAUACUAAUCUCUGCUACUUUCUUCCAAGCUUUAUUUUUCUUCAUAAUGUCUCUAUACACAUUUAAUGAGAGGUUGUACAUAUGGCAGGAUACAAAAAACAAAACAAAACAUUUUUUCCAAGUCAAGCAGUACAUAGGAACUAAUUACAAGUAGGAGCUAAGUCAUGAGUGGGGAACUGAAUAAAGAAAAAAAAAAGAAUUUUGUAACCACAUUCACCAUACUAUUGCUGAGAGGAAUAACUUGAGCCAAUAGUUUGGAUGUCAUUUUACAGAGUUAUGCCUAAUUUGCAUCAAGUUCAAACUAUCAGCUCACAUGCUGCUUUGUUGCUGCUGUUGUUCACUGCUGCAUUACUGUUGUACAUUGCACAUUGCUGAACCUGUCGCUUUGUUGCCCACUAGUGUGAAUGCAUGGUAAUACUGCUUGCCACUAUGAACAACCCUGACCAAGACCAUAUCCAUUUAAAACCAAUUCAGUGUUACGUAUUUUUCAAAAGAACAUGAGACAUGACACCAAUGAGUCACCUUACACAUACUCUCUGAACAUGUAAACAUUUAUUUCUGUAUUUUUUAUAAAUAUAUGUACAGUGGUGCUUGAAAGUUUGUGAACCCUUUAGAAUUUUCUAUAUUUCUGCAUAAAUGUGACCUAAAACAUAAUCAAAUUUUCACACAAGUCCUAAAAGUAGAUAAAGAGAACCCAGUUAAACAAAUGAGACACAAAUAUUAUACUUGGUCAUUUAUUUAUUGAGGAAAAUGAUCCAAUAUUACAUAAUCUGUGGUUGGCAAAAGUAUGUGAACCUUUGCUUUCAGUAUCUGGUGUGACCCCCUUGUGCAGCAAUAACUGUAACUAAACAUUUCUGGUAACUGUUAAUCAGUCCUGCACACUAGAGGAAUUUUAGCUCAUUCCUCCAUACAGAACAGCUUCAACUCUGGGAUGUUGGUGGGUUUCUUCACAUGUACUGCUCACUUCAGGUCCUUCCACAACAUUUCAAUUGGAUUAAGGUCAGGACUUUGACUUGGCCAUUCCAAAACAUUAACUUUAUUCUUCUUUAACCAUUCUUUGGCAGAACGACUUGUGUGCUUAGGGUCAUUGUCUUGCUGCAUGACCCACCUUCUCUUGAGAUUCAGUUCAUGGACAGAUGUCCUGACAUUUUCCUUUAGAAUUUGCUGGUAUAAUUCAGAAUUCAUUGUUCCAUCAAUGAUGGCAAGCCGUCCUGGCCCAGAUGCAGCAAAACAGGCCCAAACCAUCGUUACUACCCCCACCAUGUUUCACAGAUGGGAUAAGGUUCUUAUGCUGGAAUGCGGUGUUUUCCUUUCUCCAAACAUAACGCUCCUCAUUUAUACCAAAAGUUCUAUUUUGGUCUCAUCCAUCCACAAAACAUUUUUCCAAUAGCCUUCUAUAUACAUGAGCUUUAGCAGACUGCAGACGAGCAGCAAUGUUCUUUUUGGAGAGCAGUGGCUUUCUUCUUGCAACCCUGCCAUGCACACCAUUGUUGUUCAGUGUUUUCCUGAUGGUGGACUCAUGAACAUUAACAUUAGCCAAUGUGAGAGAGGCCUUCAGUUGCUUAGAAGUUACCCUGGGGUCCUUUGUGACCUCGCGGACUAUUACACGCCUUGCUCUUGGAGUGAUCUUUGUUGGUCAACCACUCCUGGGGAGGGAAGCAAUGGUCUUGAAUUUCCUCCAUUUGUACACAGUCUGUCUGACUGUGGAUUGGUGGAGUCCAAACUCUUUAGAGAUGGUUUUGUAACCUUUUCCAGCCUGAUGAGCAUCAACAACGCUUUUUCUGAGGUCCUCAGAAAUCUCCUUUGUUCGUGCCAUGAUACACUUCCACAAACAUGUGUUGUGAAGAUCAGACUUGGAUAAAUCCCUGUUCUUUAAAUAAAACAGGGUGCCCACUCACACCUGAUUGUCAUCCCAUUGAUUGAAAACACCUGACUCUAAUUUCACCUUCUAAUCAACUGUUAAUCCUAGAGGUUCACAUACUUUUGCCACUCACAGAUAUGUAAUACUGGAUCAUUUUCCUCAAUAAAUAAAUUACCAA
Messenger RNA from Neoarius graeffei (lesser salmon catfish), 3491 nucleotides. Its product is annotated as TNF receptor-associated factor family protein DDB_G0272098. The transcript is spliced from 8 exons. NCBI's taxonomy places the organism in Eukaryota, Metazoa, Chordata, Actinopteri, Siluriformes, Ariidae. The coding region runs from base 115 to 1044 and encodes 309 amino acids. The record is from RefSeq and is a predicted model, not a curated record.